AUGGCUGUAUCCUUGUACAACUUCUCACUUUGUGAUGAUGGAAAGCUUGUACCGUACAGCGCGAAUCAAGACUACCUGCACUUUUCUCCCAAGACCGGACUGGUCAUUGGCACCAGCAAUGAGCCAGCAAACAAUGUAAUCGAUUUGCAGGGAGCCAUUGUCGCUCCCGGGCUCCUGGAACUCCAAACCAACGGAAUGAGAGGUUUCCACUUUACCCACUUCGAUGAUGAAGCUAGCUACGAGAGAAAAGUCGAUGAAGUCGCACGCUAUCUGCCAAGUCAAGGCGUGACUGGAUUCUACAUCACAAUUCCAACUGUCUCUUCCGACGCCUUCAAGAAGAUCCUUCCCCACACGAAACCACGAGACAUCUCCCACGGAGCUUCGCUGCUUGGUGCACAUGCCGAGGGGCCAUAUUUACAUCCUGCCAAAAAAGGAGCCCACAAUUCGUCCUUGUUCUUCGAUGCGACAACCUCGCCUGUGGAGGUAUAUGGGCCUAUAGUGGGUGAUUCCGAAACGUUGAAACUUGUGACUUUGGCUCCUGAAGGAAAGGGAUCAUCACAGCUUAUACGCAACUUGACCGGUAAAGGUAUUCGAGUCUCGUUGGGACACUCGAAUGCAACUUACGACCAAGGACUCUCAGCUGUCGAGAGUGGAGCCAACUGUCUUACACACACCCUGAACGCAAUGGCUCCGUUGCACCACAGAGAUCCUGGACUGGCAGGCCUGGUGACGGUAGCUUCCCACAAGACUGAAAGUCCAUUCUUCUCACUCAUUCCCGACGGGAAUCACCUCCAUCCCAGCGUGGUGUCUAUGUUAUUUAGAGCAAAUCCCAAGAAGUGCAUUGUCAUAACAGAUUCGAUUGAGCUCGCCGGAUUGGAAGAUGGAAGUUAUCCCGGUCAUGCUCAGAUCCCCCACAAACAGGAGAAGAGAGRCUCAAAGGUUGUGAUUGCAGGGACGGAGACAUUGAUCGGAGGCUGUGCAUCGCUAGCAGAGUGUGUGAGGAAUGUAAUCGAGUGGUCUGGCUGUAGCAUGGCCGAAGCUGUUCGCACCGUCACACAGAACAUAUCUGACAUGAUGGGAGAUGAAACGAGAGGCAGAGUAGCAGCUGGAAGACGAGCGGAUUUUGCGGUGCUCGACGCCCAGGCGAACGUGCUGGAGACAUGGGUGGGCGGCCAGAGAGUAUGGCAGCAGCAGUCUCUAGACGUGUCGUAG
Messenger RNA from Ramularia collo-cygni, 1212 nucleotides. Its product is annotated as related to N-acetylglucosamine-6-phosphate deacetylase. Lineage: Eukaryota; Fungi; Ascomycota; Dothideomycetes; Mycosphaerellales; Mycosphaerellaceae. The record is from RefSeq and is a predicted model, not a curated record. Gene Ontology annotation, molecular function: N-acetylglucosamine-6-phosphate deacetylase activity. Gene Ontology annotation, biological process: N-acetylglucosamine catabolic process. The transcript has a single exon. Bases 1 to 1212 code for a protein of 403 amino acids.